Molecule: messenger RNA, 1608 nt
Organism: Epithele typhae
Lineage: Eukaryota; Fungi; Basidiomycota; Agaricomycetes; Polyporales; Epitheliaceae
Product: general substrate transporter
Exons: 12
Coding region: 1-1608 (535 amino acids)
Biological process (GO): transmembrane transport; carbohydrate transport
Cellular component (GO): membrane
Molecular function (GO): carbohydrate:proton symporter activity
Source: RefSeq, a predicted model, not a curated record
AUGGUUCUCGCCGGCAGGAAAUUGUAUUAUACGAUCAACUUCGUGGCCGGUCUUGCGAUCUUCUUUUUUGGCUAUGACCAGGGAAUGAUGGGAGGUGUCAACACGUCGCCGGACUAUGUCCGAGUCAUGAAAUUGGGGUACUCCACCUACGAAGGCCCCUCAGAAGGGUUUGUCGCGACAAUUACCGAGCCCACGCGGCAGGGCGGAAUCGUCAGCAUCUACUACUUGGGCACCCUCAUCGGCUGUCUGAUGGGUGGCGUUCUCGGUGACCGGAUCGGACGCAUUAAGACUAUGAUUUUGGGAGGCUUUUGGGUACUCUUCGGCGCUGCGCUCCAGUGUUCCGCACAGAACAUCGCUUGGAUGUGCUGCGCUCGCAUCAUCAACGGCAUUGGCACCGGUUACCUGAACGCAAUCGUGCCAGUAUGGAGCGCCGAAGUUGCCACGCACACUUCGCGCGGGGCGUUCAUCGCGAGCGAGUUCACGCUCAACAUCUUCGGUGUCGUCGUCGCGUACUGGCUGGAGUUCGGUCUCGGCUUUGUUGGCGACGGCAGCUCCCAAGUGCGCUGGAGGUUCCCGAUCGCUUUCCAGAUCAUCCCAGUCCUUGCAUUCAUGGCGUGUGUCCCAUUCAUGCCCGAAUCCCCGCGGUGGCUGAUUAAGAUGGGCCGCAUUGAGGAGGCGCGCGAGAUCCUGGGUCGGUUGCGGUCCGAGGAUGGGAACAUCGAGGCUCCACAGGCGCUGCGCGAGUACGAGGACAUCGUGGCCACGGUCGCGCUCGAAAAGGAGCACGCGAAGCGCAACACGUACUUCUCGAUGUUCUUCGGGCGUCACGACGGCGGCCUGCACAUCGCGCGCCGCGUGCAGCUCUCGAUCUGGCUGCAAAUCAUCCAGGAAUGGGUCGGCAUCGCCGCGAUCACGGUCUACGCCCCGACGAUCUUCGCCGAGGCCGGCUACGGCGCGCGCAAGUCGCAGUGGCUCUCCGGCCUGAACGACAUCACGUACAUGCUCUCCACGCUCCUCGCCGUCGUCACGAUCGACCGCUUCGGGCGGCGGAUCGGGCUCUGGUGGGGCGCGGUCGGGCAGGGCGUGUCGCUGAUCCUCGCUGGGGCGUUCGCGCGCCUGCUCAAGGACCACCCGGAGCGCGCGGCGGAGUACGGCGGCGCGGCGGCGGCGUUCGUGUUCAUCUACACCUUCGUGUUCGGCGCGACGUGGCUCACGAUCCCGUGGGUGUACCCGACCGAGACGUUCCCGCUCGAGGUGCGCGCGAAGGGCAACGCGUUCGGGGUCGUCGGAUGGUCCAUCGGCAACGGGUGGCUGACGCUCCUCAACCCGGUCAUGUUCAACCGGAUCGGGGAGAACACGCUGCACAUCUUCGGCGCCGUCAACUUCCUGUCCAUCCCGUUCGUCUGGGCGUUCUACCCCGAGACCGCGAACCGGACACUGGAGGAGAUGGACUACCUGUUCAUGAGCGACAGCCCGUUCGUGUGGGACGAGGAGGAGAGCUUCCGGCAGAAGACGGCGGAGAUCGAGCGCAGCCGCGCCGGGGGCAUGCAGCCGCUCCCCGACCCGGAUGUGAAGGAGGCGACCCCGUCGACGGAGGAGGCGGCGUGA